AUGUUGGAUGAUGUGCAACUGGGAUACUAUGAUUCAGUUGACGGAAUUGCUCUCCACCGCCUACACACCAAUUCAGAAGACUAUGAUAGUGAACAGAAAGAUGCUGGCGUUGUGUUUGGAAGAAUGUUUGAGAGUAUGAAAUAUACAACAACACGCCUAAGGAAACAUUUUAAUUCCACAAAUGAGAUUGAUGUUUUUCAGAGGAUCAUUGGGUGCGAACUGUUAGAAGGUGAUGUCCCAGGACAAAUUAAGUUAUUAGAUACUUACAGUGGCUUUGCCGGAAACCUGCAGGAAAUCAACUUCAACAUGCAAAAGAACACUUUAGCAUGGAGCAUGGAUUCAGUGAUUGACUGGAGUUUUUUCCCUGAAAGUCGUAUUAAAUGGGUGGUGGAAAAUAUUUAUCAGCCCAUAUGCAUCAAAGUCUUAAGGAGGUACCUUCAGAGAGAGAAAAGAUAUUUGCUGAGAAAAGUGAAACCCAGAGUCAGGCUUCUCAAGAAGACACUCACACACUCUACAAGGACUCAGGUGACAUGUCUGGCUACUGGUUUUUACCCCCGUCACAUUAACCUGACUCUGCUUAGAGAUGGUCAGCCAGUACCUGAAGACCAGCUUACUGGAGGGUUUCUGCUACCUAAUACUGAUGGAACCUACCAGAUGAGGAAAAGUCUGGAGGUCAUUGCAGGGGAAGUAAACCAUAACUACACCUGUGUAGUCACCCACCUCAGUCUGGACAACAAGUUGGACAUCAGUGUUGAUUAUGAUCCGGGUCCAUCCAUCCUACCCAUAGUACUCUUUGUACUGUUGGCCUUGUUUGUGUUGGUGAUGAUACCCAUUGCUGGCUGCAUCGUAUGGAAGAAAUGUGCAGGUCACACAGAACUGACCCAGAAUAGAUACAUCGCUACUGCAAGUACAGAGGACAAUGAAUGCUCCACAGACCCCAAAUGA
Messenger RNA from Chanos chanos (milkfish), 945 nucleotides. RefSeq names its product major histocompatibility complex class I-related gene protein-like. The record is from RefSeq and is a predicted model, not a curated record. Gene Ontology annotation, cellular component: external side of plasma membrane. The transcript has 6 exons. Gene Ontology annotation, biological process: immune response. Lineage: Eukaryota; Metazoa; Chordata; Actinopteri; Gonorynchiformes; Chanidae. Bases 1 to 945 code for a protein of 314 amino acids.